GAACACUGAAAGUGUUAGCAACUUAGCAAAGGCGCGAAUAAAACUGGUGAACAAUUUUUAAAAAAAAAAAAAGUUUUUGAAAAUUAUUUUAAAAAAGCCCAACAAACCACAAAAUAACUAAUUAAUUUUUAUUACUUAGAAAAUAUAUAAAACGAAUUUAAAACAACGACAUACCAAAAAGAAAAUUACCGCUAACAAGUGUUAAAAAUUGAUUUGAAAUUUUCAAUUUUUUUUAAUUCUAUUAAUAACAAAUAAAAGUUUGCUUUUUAAUACAAAUUAAAAAGUUAUACAAUAAAUUUUACAAACAAUAAAAAUGGUGGAAAAAGUCGAUAUGUCAGCCAUGGUUGGUGUUAAGGACAUCACAGAUAAUAAAAAGAUUUGGCGUCAACUGUUGGCCGAAUUGAUUGGUACAUUCUUUUUGGUUGUCAUUGGUGUUGGCAGUUGUACAGGUGGUUCAGAAUGGAAACCAUCAAUACCACAAAUAGCCUUUACUUUCGGUUUAACCGUGGCCACAUUGGCUCAGGCCAUUGGACACAUUUCCGGUUGUCAUAUUAAUCCAGCUGUUACCCUGGGCUUCCUUGUCGUUGGCGAAAUGAGCAUAAUCAAAAGUGCUCUCUAUAUGGCUGUACAAUGUGUGGGUGCUAUUGCAGGAGCUGCCGUCAUUAAAGUUGGUGUCUCCGAAGCUGUGGGUGGUCCUGAAUUGGGUGUUUCCGGUUAUGCUGGCUCCUUAACAGUGGGUCAAGCUGUGCUCAUCGAAGCUUUGAUUACUUUCAUUUUGGUGUUUGUUGUUAAGGCUGUAUCCGAUCCCGGACGUACCGAUAUUAAGGGUUCUGCUCCCUUGGCUGUGGGUUUAUCCAUAGCAGCUGGUCAUUUGUGUGCCAUUAAUCUUACCGGUGCUAGCAUGAAUCCAGCCCGUUCUUUUGGCCCCUCUGUGGUACAAAACAUGUGGAUGGAUCAUUGGGUAUAUUGGGUGGGUCCUUUUGCUGGCGCUGCCGUGGCUGCUUUGCUCUAUAAGUUUGUUUUCAAAGUACGCAAGGGUGAUGAUGAGGCCAACUCUUAUGAUUUUUAAGUAAACACAUUCAAGUUACAGUAUAAUUUUUAACUUUAAACGAAAACUUAAUCCAAAAACUUCAAAAAAAUUUCUAAAAUUUAAGCCAAGUAAAAAAGUAUACCAACCUCAUUGCUAUUAUUUGCUUUGUUAAACGCUAAGUUGUAAAGAAAAUAUGUAUCUAGAUAUAAAACAAACCAAAACUAACCAGUUACGAAAAAUACACAAUCUUUUUGAUUUAAUUUCAACAAAA
Calliphora vicina (urban bluebottle blowfly) is the source of this 1301-nucleotide messenger RNA. RefSeq names its product aquaporin. Gene Ontology annotation, cellular component: plasma membrane. The record is from RefSeq and is a predicted model, not a curated record. Bases 314 to 1069 code for a protein of 251 amino acids. NCBI's taxonomy places the organism in Eukaryota, Metazoa, Arthropoda, Insecta, Diptera, Calliphoridae. The transcript has 6 exons. Gene Ontology annotation, biological process: transmembrane transport. Gene Ontology annotation, molecular function: channel activity.